This is a messenger RNA of Gracilinanus agilis (Agile Gracile Mouse Opossum), 1322 nucleotides long. It is a transcript of the gene BORCS5, whose product is annotated as BLOC-1 related complex subunit 5. Gene Ontology annotation, cellular component: synaptic vesicle membrane; BORC complex; cytoplasmic side of lysosomal membrane. The transcript is spliced from 4 exons. The coding region runs from base 256 to 843 and encodes 195 amino acids. Gene Ontology annotation, biological process: positive regulation of anterograde synaptic vesicle transport; organelle transport along microtubule; lysosome localization. Lineage: Eukaryota; Metazoa; Chordata; Mammalia; Didelphimorphia; Didelphidae. The record is from RefSeq and is a predicted model, not a curated record.
CCCCUCAGUUAGCCUCGGCUGCUGCCGCACCUUGCAGAGGGUUUGGGGACGCACUGUUGCCUUACCCGAUCCUAACCGCUGAGUGACGCGGGGGGGCUCCGGUUGGAGCCUCGGUUUUGGAAGCCGGGGCCCUUCUUUCCUGCCGCCCCCGCCCAGUUUGAGGGCGGGCCCGGCUCCCGGUCCAGCCCCGGGGAGCUAGGGCCCCGCUGCCCCCGCACGUGCCGGUUGCCUAUUCUCCCGGCUUCCGAGGCCGCCAUGGGAAAUGAACAGAGCACAGAAGCCGAGAGCAGACCCCACGACCUGAGCGCCUCAGUGACUCCUCCCACCAAGCAGAAAGCCAAGAUGGAUGAUAUUGUUGUGGUUGCCCAAGGAACUCAGGCUUCGAGGAGUAUCAGCAGUGACCCAGAUGUCAUCAAAUUACAAGAGAUUCCAACCUUUCAGCCCCUUUUGAAAGGGCUUUUGAGUGGCCAGACAUCUCCCACAAAUACCAAACUGGAGAAGCUAGACUCUCAACAAGUUCUCCAACUCUGUCUUCGAUAUCAAGAUCACCUUCAUCAGUGUGCAGAAGCUGUUUCCUUUGAUCAGAAUGCUUUGGUCAAGCGAAUCAAAGAGAUGGACCUUACUGUGGAGACACUCUUUGGCUUCAUGCAGGAGCGACAGAAAAGGUACUCAAAGUAUGCUGAACAGAUCCAAAAGGUCAAUGAAAUAUCCUCCAUUCUGCGCCGCAUACAGAUGGGCAUUGACCAGACUGUACCUCUGAUGGAGAGACUGAACAACCUGCUUCCCGAGAGUGAGAGGCUGGAGCCCUUUAGCAUGAAACCAGAUCGUGAGCUCAAGUCCUAGCUGCUUCUGAACCCUUUCCCAGGCCUGGCCAAAGAGAUUUUCUCCACAGAGGGAUAGAGACCAGUAAUUCUCAGAGAAUAUUUGGAGCAAUCAUACCACUAUUGGGCAAGGCUUGGCUUUUGGUUUGGUUUUCAGCUGUCUGUGAUGGGAAGAGAAGCAAUCCAGCGAGGAAUAGGACUCCCCAGUCUGGAGUCAAGUGUGAACCAGAUUCUUUCAUCUCACCAGUCUGAAAUCUUUUGAAGGCCAGCAUCAACAAUGUUGCUAAAACAUAAACCAUUUAGUCUUUGUCCAUUCUUCAAAGAACUCUGCCCUAGAAAUUCUUUGUUGCUGUUAUUGUCAUCAUUUGAGUUAAGCGUGUACAGCUAAUUUCCAGAGAAGCUGAUUCAGUUAAAACAGGAAGAGAACUGGAGAGGUUAUUUUCAUGACUCUCGGUAUUUGUCAGUAAAUAACUUCUAACAGGCCCUUGGAUUUAUAGGGCU